UUACUAAAAAUUUUUGAAUCAAAAAACUUUAAAAAUUUUUAUUUAUCAAAUUUAUAACUAAACUCUAUCGAAUCAACAAAAAAAUGGAUGACUUAAACAGACUUGAAAAAUUCUAUGCUGUGGUACACAAAGAGUACCUAAAAGCUAGAGAAUUGGCUAGAGAUUUGGAAGAAUUCCAAAUCAUAAACGAUCCAGACGAUUAUGUCGAAACGACAAGUGAAUUCGAAGAACGAAUUGGUUCUGAUGAUGAAAUUGCUAGAGAAUUUGAAUGGCUGGAUCGUUUUACACGGCAAACAAACUACAGAAAUAUACCUGUAGAAUGGCGAUCUAGUUUAAAAAAUAUACUUGACAUGGCCGCUAGUGACGAUAUACAAUCGAUACCGGAGAUCGAAGAUUUUCCUUCGAUUAAAAUUAAUCUCGCUGAUCUUCAGAAACGAGAUGAUUUUUAUGAAAUGAAAGAACUUUCAGUGGAAGAAUCCAUGAAAAUAAAUAAUAAUCCUGUUAUGAUGAAUAAAGAACAACAGACAGCACGGCGAAGAAAUUGGCGAAAACGAUUGAAUUUCUUGCGAUCAUUGUGCUGCGUUGCCAAACAGCCAAGUUCAAAUGAUGAUAAUAAUAAUAAACCUGACGAUAUUUAAUUAUUA
Molecule: messenger RNA, 644 nt
Organism: Dermatophagoides pteronyssinus (European house dust mite)
Lineage: Eukaryota; Metazoa; Arthropoda; Arachnida; Sarcoptiformes; Pyroglyphidae
Source: RefSeq, a predicted model, not a curated record